GGUAAAAUUGAAACAAGCAGUUCCUGGCCAUGGUCACUAAUGGACAUCAAGAUAAGAGAAACACUAGGCAACCAAUACAAGGUUGGAAAAGCCUUAAAGAGCUUAAACGUUUUACCGGACCUCUAUACAAAUUAUGAAUAG
Messenger RNA from Cetraspora pellucida, 141 nucleotides. The record is from the annotation of a GenBank genome assembly. Lineage: Eukaryota; Fungi; Glomeromycota; Glomeromycetes; Diversisporales; Gigasporaceae.